Phyllopteryx taeniolatus (common seadragon) is the source of this 7879-nucleotide messenger RNA. RefSeq names its product glutamate receptor interacting protein 1 (gene grip1). The transcript has 25 exons. Gene Ontology annotation, molecular function: nuclear glucocorticoid receptor binding. The record is from RefSeq and is a predicted model, not a curated record. The coding region runs from base 1953 to 5441 and encodes 1162 amino acids. NCBI's taxonomy places the organism in Eukaryota, Metazoa, Chordata, Actinopteri, Syngnathiformes, Syngnathidae. Gene Ontology annotation, biological process: neurotransmitter receptor transport, endosome to postsynaptic membrane.
GGUCAUCCGGGAGGAGCUCAGAGUAGAACCGCUGCUCCUCCGCAUCGAAAGGAGCCAGAUGAGGUGGCUGGGGCAUCUGAUUGGGAUGCCUCCCGGACUCCUCCCCGGUGAGGUGUUCCGGCACGUCCCGCCGGGAGGAGACCCCGGGGGCUGGCCCGGGAACGCCUCGGGAUCCCCCCGGAAGAGCUGGAUGAAGUGGCUGGGGAGAGGGAAGUCUGGGCGUCCCUGCUAAAGCUACUGCCCCCGCGACCCGACCCGGAUAAGCGGUGGAAAAUACAUGGAUGGAUGACAAAUUAUAAAAAUGCAUCAGUCAUUGUUUUGUAGCACUCCUUUUUUCGCUACAAUAUAAUGCAAUGAUUUCACAAGUUGGAAGCAACCACAAGAGGGCGCUAUCAGUUCAGCCCAACUAGUUAGCGGCCUAAAUGGGCUGCAGUACACAUGCAGAGUCAACGCUGAGCCCACUUGACUGCAUUCUACUCAGCAAGGUGAUACAAGAAGAGAUUCUAUUAUACGUGUACUUGAUUCGAAUCGACUACAUUCUACUACACUAGUUUCAACUCGACAGGUUUGUGGUAGACGAGAUUCUACCCGACUAGAUUCUACUUUUUUGCCAGCUUUUUUGGAACAUGUUGCAGCCAUAAAAUUCUAAGUUCAUGAUUAUUUGCUAAAAACAAUCAAGUUGAUCAGUUUGAACAUGAAAUAGCUUGUCUUUGUAGUGUAUUCAAUUCAAAAUAGGUUGAACAUGAUUUGCAAAUCAUUGUAUUCUGUUUUUAUUUAUGUUUAACACAACUUCAUCGGAAUUGGGGUUGUACAAUGCAGCCCCACCAUUCGUGGGCGAUCGAGACGGAGCGAUGCCACGAAUAGCCAAAAGCCGCUCGAAAUUGAAGAAGUUUUGUAACUGUGCAGUAAUGCCACAAAAUGGCUUCAAAACACUAUUUUUGGUCUCAACUCAAGAAGAGAAUCGCGCUGUUUUUGCCCUCAUUUGCCCCUUUCCGACCAAGAACAUCAAACUACAGACCAUCUUAUGUCCGAGGAGAUUACCCUGGAAAAUUGUCCUCAGGUCUGAAUGGAUUUGUCCCGAUAAUAAGGUCUAAAAUGGGUCGGGCCCGACAAUUUUAAAUAUUGAACGGGUUCAAUAUUUACAAUCAAAAACCGAUUCUACAAGACUACAUUGUACUAGAACGGAUUCCGGUAGAAUACGUGCUACUUGACUAAGUCUACUCAAUGAUAAUCUAAUAGAAUAGAUUCCACGAGACUUGAUCCUAAAAUUCUAGAUCUCCGAGACUACUUUCGACUGGAGCGGUUUCUGCCUGACUCGCUUUUAGAACAUGAGAUGGGAUUCCUCUGGGCUAGAUUCUACUCGACACGUUUCAACUCAAACAGCUUCGGAAUACUUUGAUUCCUUGAAUGAAAUGCUGCCCGGUUGCAACAUGGGAAUUGUAGUUCUUAUUCAUCCCUUGGAUGCACUUCCCUUCCUCCCUCUUCUCCUUUGUGGAACUCCCUGACGAAGCCGUCCCCUCCCCUCGCUGGAAUCAAGCGUUCGCGUGGAUGUGUGUGUGUCAUCACACAAAAAAAGAAUGAAUGGUGCAAAGGAUGGAGGGAUAAAAGGAGUGGAGGAUGCAAGAAAGGAAGGCAAGAAGUCAUGUCUGCUGACUCUUCAAGUGCACAAUUUACACGCACACAUUGUGAGUGUGUGUGUGUGCUGCAAGCGCUGUGAUUGGCUGAAGCAGGACAGGAGGAGGCUGCAGAGGAGGCGAGGCUACAAAGAGUGCGUGUUCCAUCUCGAGGUGUGUGCGUGCGUGCGUGCGUGUUGCGUGAGUGAGUGAGUGAGACGAAACCUGAACUGACUUUCUUUGUGUGGCAUGACGCUUCCCGUUAGCGACGUUCACGCCUAGCCGUGUGUUAGCCGUGUGCGCGAGUGCGUGCGUGCGUGCGUGAGCCCCCCGGUGAGGAUGGAGCGCUUCCUGGCUCUCCUGCGCCUGCUCCAGAGGAGGCGCAGGAGGAGGUACCGCGCCGACGACGACUACCAGGAAGGUUACGACGACGUCUACUUCUACACCAGCAAGUACCACACGCGCCUGCUCCAUGAAGGUCCGUACAGCAAAGACUCGGCGGGCUCGCGACCGUCAGACGGCGCGCUGGCCAUCAGGAGGCAGAGCAUACCAGGUAAUGCUAAUGCUAAUGCUAACUCCCUGGAAAAAAAUGAAAGCGACGACGCGUUCUCCCCAGACGAGUUCCGGGGAUGCACGCUGGUGGAGUUGAUGAAGAAGGAGGGCACCACGCUGGGGCUGACCGUGUCGGGCGGCAUCGACAAGGACGGGAAGCCGCGGGUGUCCAACCUGAGGCAAGGAGGAAUCGCCGCCAGGAGCGACCAGCUGAACGUCGGCGACUACAUCCGCUCGGUGAACGGCAUCAACUUGGCCAAGUUCCGUCACGACGAGAUCAUCAGUCUGCUGAAGAACGUGGGCGAGCGGGUGCUGCUGGAGGUGGAGUACGAGCUGCCGCCCGUCUCCGUGCAGGGUUCGGGCGUCACGUUCAAGACGGUGGAGGUGACGCUCCACAAGGAAGGGAACAGCUUCGGAUUCGUCAUCAGAGGCGGAGCCAGCGAAGACAGGAACAAGUGUCGGCCCGUCGUCAUAGCAACCGUACGCUCAGGAGGGCCAGCUGACAGGGAGGGCAGCAUCAAACCUGGCGAUCGUCUGCUGAGCAUCGACGGCAUCCGUCUCCACGGCAACACGCUGGCGGAGGCCAUGAGCGUCCUGAAGCAGAGCGGCCAGGAAGCGACCGUGCUGCUGGAGUACGACGUCUCCGUCAUGGACUCCGUGUCCUCGGCUUCGGGUCCUCUGCUGGUGGAGGUCGCCAAGGCGACGGGCUCCAGCCUGGGCGUGGCUCUGUCUUCGUCCAUGUUUUGCAGCAAGCAGGUCAUCGUCAUUGACAAAGUUAAACCGGCCAGCAUAGCCGACAGGUGCGGCGCUCUCUACGCAGGAGAUCACAUCCUGUCCGUGGAUGGCAAAUCUAUGGAGUUCUGCUCUCUGGCCGAAGCCACGCAGCUGCUGUCCGCCUCCUGCCACAACGUCCGCAUGGAGAUCCUGCCCCAGCACCAGGCCCGACCGGCCCUGAACGCACCGCAGCAAGUCAAGGUGCAGCGUUCUGCCCGCCCCCUCCCCUGGGAGACGGGAACCUCCGCCCCCAUCCUCCCCCCUUACCACUACAACACGUACCACCCUGACCAAUCGGGCGCCAGGUCGCACAACCGCCAUACAAACAACCCGUCGUUGGGCCACACGUUCUCUCCGGGCUCCAUGUCGGCGUACAGUCUGUCGUCGCUCAACAUGACCAUCCCGAGGAACGCGUACCCCACGAGUCCGCGGGGCACGCUCAUGAGGAAGAAGCACAAGAAGAAGGACUUCAAGAGCUCCUUGUCCCUGGCGUCCAGCACAGUGGGGCUGGCCGGUCAGGUGGUCCACACGGAGACCACGGAGGUGACGUUGCUCGGCGACGGCGUCGUGGGCUUCGGCCUGCAGCUGCAAGGCGGCGUCUUCGCCACCGAGACGCUCUCGUCGCCGCCGCUCAUCGCUUACAUCGACCCCGACAGUCCUGCCGAAAGAUGUGGCAUCCUGCAGAUCGGCGACAGGAUCUUGUCCAUAAAUGGAGUUCCUACAGAAGACUCCACUUUGGAAGAAACCAAUCAGCUGCUCAGAGACUCCUCCAUUACUGCACAACUCACCUUGGAGAUCGAGUUUGACGUGGCUGAAUCGGUCAUCCCGUCGUCCGGAACGUUCCAUGUGAAGCUCCCCAAGAAACCGGGAGUGGAGUUGGGGAUCACCAUCAGCUCGCCAUCGAACAGAAAAGCAGGAGACCCUCUCAUCAUUUCGGACAUCAAGAAGGGCAGCGUUGCUCACAGGACGGGGACGCUGGAGCUGGGAGACAAGCUGCUGGCCAUCGACAACAUCCGCGUGGAGACGUGCUCCAUGGAGGAGGCCGCGCAGAUCCUGCAGCAGUGCGAGGAGCUCGUCAAGCUCAAAAUACGCAAAGACGAGGACAACUCCGACGAGCAGGAGGUGUCGGGGAGCAUCAUCUACACGGUGGAGCUGCAACGCUACGGAGGCCCGCUGGGGAUCACCAUCUCGGGCACCGAGGAGCCUUUCGACCCCAUCGUCAUCUCCUCGCUCACCAAGGGAGGCCUGGCAGAGAGGACCGGCGCCAUCCACGUGGGCGACCGCAUCUUGGCCAUCAACAGCAGCAGCCUGAAGGGCAAACCCCUGAGCGAGGCCAUCAGUCUCCUGCAGCAGGCGGGCGAGACGGUCACGCUCAAGAUCAAGAAGCACGGCGAGCUGUCCAGUCCCAAGUCGCGCGCGAUCGGCGAGGGAGGGGAGGAGCCGCUCAUCGUGGCGGCGCCCCCUUCGGGGCAGAGGAUGUUCGGCACGCUGCCGUCCGUCGACAGCGCAGUCGAGUCCUGGGACGGUUCCAACAUGGACGCCAGCUUCACCAGCCCGGUUCCUUCCUUCCAGUCGUCACCGUUCACCUUCCACGAGUGGCGCGACGCCAAGACGAGCAACAACCAAUCGCCCGCCUCCUCUCGCCAGAGAACCGAUCCGCCGUCAGACCUGUCAGGCCUCCACGACGACUGGGAACACGCCGCGCUCGGCGGGUUCACGGUUGGUCAUGACGGGACAGAACCGGACCAGGAGGAGAACUUCUGGUCUCAGGCUCUGGAGGAUCUGGAGACGUGCGGACACAGUGGAAUCCUCAGAGAGCUGGAGGAGCCGGAAAAGGAGAGGCGGCACCUCACUGGGGCAACCAUCAUGUCCGGCUCCACCCUCAGUCUGAACCACGAGCCGGUGCACUCUCGAACCUCGUUGGGCCGCCAGGCCAGCUUCCAGGAACGCAGCAGCACCCGCCCCCAGGCGACCCCGCGCUCCAACACCUUGCCCUCCGACCCCCAGCGCCGAGCCUUCGCCAUGAAGAAGAUGAGACAGGAAGUCAACGACAUCCUCAACCAGACGCCGGUCGAACUUCACAAGCUAACUCUGGAAAAGUCUUCCGACUCGGACGACUUCGGCUUCAGCGUGUCGGACGGCGUUGUGGAUCGCGGCGUUUACGUCAACAACAUUCGCGGCGGCGGCCCGGCGGAGCGCGGAGGCCUGCGAGCGUACGACCGCCUCCUGCAGAUCAACCACGUGCGCACUCGGGACUUCGACUGCUGCCUGGUAGUUCCGCUCAUCGCCGAGUCGUCGAACCGCUUGGAUCUGGUCAUCAGCCGAAACCCCGCCAACCCGCUGACCAAUCACACGGAAGGCACCGUCGACAGCCACGCCCUUCAGCCAAUCGGCAACCAGAAGGAAGCGUGCGAGGACUCCAGCGAGGACGGCGCGCCAAUCAAGUGGAAGAAACCCGGGGACGGUCUGGGGGCCGGGCUAGUCACCAACACUUCCGUAUAGGGCCCGCUUGGUGCUACACACAACCUCUGAACUUUGACCUGCUAAGGCAGCCUGAAAGCACACCCACACUUCCUGGUCUUCAUCCUGAUCUGGAUUCUGAUCCUACUCGUGUCCCACUGGAACCCCUGAUCUCAUUCCUGAUCUCUACUCCAGAUUGCACUAUGGAUCCUGAUCUCACUUGAAAUCUUGAUCUCACUACUGAUCCUAAUCUCGCUCUUGAGAUCCUGAGCUCACUACUGAUCCUGAUUCCACUCCAAAUCCUGAUCUUACUACUGAUCCUGAUCUCACUCCUGAUCCGAGUCCAAAUCCACAUCCCACAACAGAGACUGAUCACAGUCUGAAUCCUGAUCUCACAACUGAUUCCAAUCCCAUUCCUGAUCCCAAUCACAUUCCUGAUCGCCAACUCCAGACCCAACUGGACCCCCGACCCUUUCCGGUCCUCAGGGGGCGUGGUUGGCCAGUGUGGCAGGAAGCAGAAAUCCAACUGAAGCACAGCAGCAGCACAAAGACUGAUGAUGGGUCGCCAUUUCCAACCUUCGGGCUGCACGUCGCAACGGAGACGACCAACUACAGACGGACGGAUUUCUACUGGUCCAAAGUGAUUGGAUCAUCCGUAUCGGAAUUUGACUUGUGUGCCAUGAAAAUGCUCCUGGAGGGAUGUUCAAGAAAAUAUAUAGAAAACUAAUAAUUGUGAUGAUGACACUGACAGACACUGAGCAGUUUAAAUUAUUUGUUUUUGUUGACACACGUUGACUGGCCACACUGUGUGUCUGUGUGUGUCUGUGUGUGUGUCUGUGUGCGUUGUCACGUUUGGCCAGCUCGGCCUCACCCCGUUAACCCCUCCCCUCACUGUCCCUUAGCCAAUAAGCAGGCAGGCAGGAUGACACAUUCAGCAGGAUUGGCUGGAACCAAUCAAUCAAAAACGUCACCUGACUCUGAUUGGUUCCCUUCCCCGACCCCACACACACACCAAUGAGCAUGACCCCGCCCCUCCCUCCAGUAACUGUGAUCAAUUAUGCUAAUCAAUUGUGUGUUUUGAUUGACUCGUCACUUUUCUCUGUUUGUUUCCAUGACGACUGGACCUCACAAUAUGUCAAAAAACAAAGGUAGAGUCCUCGUCGUCUGUGGUUUCCAUGAAAACAUUUUGACAUUUUAGAAAACGUUGUGACACAUUUGUGACAUCAACAUUUAGCUGCUAGCGCUCGCCUCGUUAGAAAGUCGACAUUUUCAUAAGCGACCGAUCAGAAGCCUCUGGAAAAAAAAAAAAAAAAAAAAAUGCUGCUCUGUGCUCGAGAUGGAAGAGUUGUGAUUAGCUGUCGUUUGCGUGGGUGCGAUUGAUCGUUCUACUUGACUUAACUUAGCCGUCUAGCUGUUUGAAGCACAGCGCCCACUAGUGGCUAGCAACAAAGCGCACACAGCUAGCUUGUGGCUAACAAGACACUUAGCACAAGGCUAACACAGGGCUAACAUAAGUUAGAACAUGGCUCAGCUAACAACAUAAGAUUUAGUUACAGGGCUAAUAAUUGGGUAAACAUAGUUGAUUAGCAUGGCUAAUGUUUGACUAACCCAACCUCACGCUCAAGCUACACCUAAUUAGAUGUAAUCAGCAUCAGUCAGGUAGGCUAACUCCUGGAAAAACGUGUAAGCACUGGGCUAAUUAGAUUAUUAGCACAAGGCUAACGUCAGCUGUAUUGAGAAUGGAUCAGUUAGAACAUACCUCAGCUAACAAAGCUAAUACAAAUAAGAUGCGUGUUCACAUCAGUCACAGGGAUAACAAUCAGGUGAACAAAGCUCAUUAGCAUCUGGCUAAUGUUUGGCUAACCCAACUUCAUGACUAUACAAUGCUAAUAUGGCUACUAAAAAGAACAGCAGAUCUUUAAUGAGAAGUAUUUACCAGUUAGCUAGGCUAACACCUGAUUUUAUUUUUUUAUUUUUUUUAAUCACAAGAUCCAAACAGCUGAGCAAUCGGGUUAGCACGAGACUAAUUAGCGCUCUAGCACGACUGAGCUAACUUUAUGACAAAGAGUUAGCAUUGACAAUUUCCACCAAUAGAAAGGAGCCGAGGGGCCUUAGGGGCGUGGCUUCAGGAAUACACGCCAUAAAGCCAUACACACACACACACACAUUCACUCACACACACUGUGUUUGCACGCGUGUAUUGCGUGUGCACGUGCGUAACGUUGGAAGAAUUUACCCACGCGCGCGCAUUGCACUGCCAUUGGAAAAGGAGAGUUGACUUCCAUGUAGCUUCACCAACCAAACAACAAACAAAGAAGUGAACCAACGUCUUUUGUUUCAGGAACACGGACGAUGUUGUAAAGUAUUUUUGUACAAAUUUCAUACUUUGGUAGCAUGAUGUUCCUGCUGUCUCCACCUUCUUUGUGUGGACGACGACUGAGCAACAAUAAACACCAACUACUCAUGACGCCUUUACCACA